Molecule: messenger RNA, 999 nt
Organism: Rotaria sordida
Lineage: Eukaryota; Metazoa; Rotifera; Eurotatoria; Philodinida; Philodinidae
Source: the annotation of a GenBank genome assembly
AUGACAUCGUCUUCUUCAACUUAUCUUUUACCAGAACCAUCAACAUCAUUAAUAGGUUCAAAAUCAAUUCUUAUUAGACAAACUUCACCAACAAUACUUCAUUCUGUUCAACAUCCACUUCAUCGAACUUCUCUAUCAUCACAUACUCAUCAACCAAUUAUGAAAUCAAUGCCUACUAAUGAUACAUUCCAUUCAUUAACAACAAUUACGAAUAUCAAUAAUGGAAAUUCAUUAUUAACAACAAAUAAUAACAACACAUCAUCAGUAGUAACAAUGCAUAAUAAUGAUGAUAUCAAUAGUAGUUUAAAUGGGCAUAGUCGUUCACAAAGUAUGGAAUCAAUAAAUAAUAUUGGCUUACAAGAUGAUGAGGUUCGAACAUUAUUUGUAUCUGGUUUACCAAUGGAUGCUAAACCACGAGAACUUUAUCUUCUAUUUCGAGGAUUUAAAGGUUAUGAAGGAAGCCUACUUAAAGUAACAAAUAAAAAUGGUAAAAAUUUAUCACCUGUUGGAUUUGUUACAUUUGCUAAUCGUGUUGAUGCUGAAACGGCUAAACAAGAACUUACAGGAGUACGAUUUGAUCCUGAUCUUCCAGCAACACUUCGACUUGAAUUUGCUAAAUCAAAUACAAAAGUACAAAAACCUAAACAUCCAACACAAAAUCAAUUAACAACUGCAACUCAACAAUUUAUUCAAAUUCCUCAAGAACUUGGUGCCGCUUUUUUUCCAACUGACACAUGGGGUCAACCAUUAGCUUUUGAUUUAAGUUCAGCUGGUCUUCAUCAUCCUGCAUUAUUACAUACAACUUUACAUGGACCACCAAUGGGUUUGGGUCAUCCAAUGUCAGGAACAACAGGUAUGACUCAAAUGCAACAAUCAAAUUCAGCUGUUGCUAUUGGCAAUGGACAAUUAAAUGGUGGAUGUUCAACAUUAUUUUUAACGGGAAUUCCUGAACAUGAUUUUAAAAAUAUGUCAUUUGCUUUGCCAGGCAAAGCUCUUUGA